CAAGUUAGCCAAAACUUGCACGCCUAAACACGAAGGCUGUUCCACUGUUGAAAAAAAGAGAGAGUACUGUUUGCUGUACGUUUCCAUCGAAGUCAGCCGAAUUAUCUGUCAUUUGCCACGUCAGUCUGUUUGUAUGUUCAUUUGCAUUUUCGUGUUUUAAAUUAAUAAUAUUUGGCCUGGCAAUAUCUACCUUUAGCUGUGCGUCUGUCAAAGUGGAUGUCGGCUAGUUGCAUGUCAUGAAACGAGACAGAUAAGACCAAUACAGGAGGCUAUGUCCUCAGUGGUAAUGUCGUUGGUAUAAUGGUCUUUUUUUCCCCAAUCCAAAAUAUAUCGAUAAGCUGCAUACAUGGUAAUGCUCACUGCCUUUUUUCUAUGGGAGGGUUCGCCGUGUCGUCACCAAAUGAUCACGUGGUGUCUUGGUUGGCAGAAAGCCUGUGGAAGUCAAGAGCCCACCACGAGUUAUCGGGUUAUUCACGCUUAUUUCCGGUAAUUAAUAAACGGUAGUGUCGUGUUGCGUUAUAGGCUGUACAUACAGCUUGUAAACGAAGGAUUCUUAGAGCUUUUACGGCAUCCCAAAGACUGUGAAGCUCAUUGAAAGCUUAAGUGCACCCACAUUAGGUCACACAACUGGAACGAUACUGAGCGACCAUGUUUGCUUUCGGCACUUUCGAUAGUAAUGCAAAUGUCAUCUUUGUGUGGCACCAGCAAUGGCGACCAAGAUACAGGUCAAAACUCAGCAGAAAAAGAGGACAAGGAGCAUCCUCGUGUACUAAUUCCAGAACUCUGCCGGCUCUUCUACCAGCUGGGAUGGGUGACUGGGACGGGCGGAGGAAUCAGUUUGAGAAGAGGAGAUCGCAUCUACAUUGCGCCUUCAGGGGUCCAGAAAGAGAGAAUACAGGAGCACAGGCUGUUAUCCACACACACUCCAAAGCUGCCGUCAUAGCAACCCUGCUGUAUCCUGGUAAGGAGUUCAGGAUAACACACCAGGAGAUGAUUAAGGGGAUCCGUAAAGGCACCACUGGCACUAACUAUCGCUAUGACGACACUCUGGUCGUGCCUAUUAUUGAGAAUACCCCAGAAGAGAAAGACUUGAAAGAUCGCAUGGCUCGGGCCAUGGAGGAGUACCCCGACUCGUGCGCUGUCCUUGUCCGCAGGCAUGGAGUGUAUGUGUGGGGCGAGUCAUGGGAAAAAGCCAAGACUAUGUGUGAAUGCUAUGACUACUUGUUUGACGUUGCUGUUCAGAUGAAGCAUUGUGGACUGGACCCUUCAGCUUUUCCUGUAGAAAAGAAAGGAAUAGUUUGACAUUUACCGGCACCUUUUAAAGAGACACUUGUUCAAGGAAGGUCAGCAAAGUUCAAACAGGGAGCAUAUUUUAAUCAUUUUCCUUUCAUGCCAGCCCUCUGCAAUUCUGACGAUGAUUGCGGAUUCAGAGUUGAAGGCCUCCUAUCCGAAGGACUUUGAGAGUACGGCUCUAAGCACUGGGAAUAAUCACCAUCUUUAGCAUUGACAUUCAGUUAAUCUGGAAUUGUGAUUUCUUGCAUUGACUUAAACUAACAAUAAAUGGAUAUGUAUUCCACAAGGGAAAAUAUUUUUAAAAUUUUCCACAAAUGUAAAAACCAAAACUGUCUGCCUCAUUGUGUUUUAAAUUAUGUUAAUACUAAAUCCAUCCAUCCAUCCAUCCAAUUUCUGAGCCGCUUCUCCUCACUAGGGUCGCGGGAGUGCUGGAGCCUAUGCCAGCUAUCAUUGGACAGGAGGCAGGGUACAUCCUGAACUGGUUUUCAGCCAAUCGCAGGGCACAUACAAACAAACAACCAUUCGUACUCACAGUCACACCCACGGGCAAUUUAGAGUCUCCAAUUAAUGCAUGUUUUUGGGAUGUGGGAGGAAACCGGAGUGCCCGGAGAAAACCCACGCAGGCACGGGGAGAACAUGCAAACUCCACACAGGCGGGGCUGGGGAUUGAACCCCGGACCUCAGAACUGUGAGGCAGACGCUCGAGGCAGACGCUCUAAACGGUCGGCCACCGUUGCGCCCUAAUACUAAAUCAUGUAUGUAAAAUUGAACAAAUAUCAUCUGACACAAAUUUAUUUUGAGAAUGGUUUCACACUAUAUGCCUAAUAAAGACCUGACACUACUAA
Phyllopteryx taeniolatus (common seadragon) is the source of this 2138-nucleotide messenger RNA. RefSeq names its product APAF1 interacting protein (gene apip). Gene Ontology annotation, cellular component: cytoplasm. Gene Ontology annotation, molecular function: methylthioribulose 1-phosphate dehydratase activity; metal ion binding. The coding region runs from base 649 to 1302 and encodes 217 amino acids. NCBI's taxonomy places the organism in Eukaryota, Metazoa, Chordata, Actinopteri, Syngnathiformes, Syngnathidae. The transcript is spliced from 7 exons. The record is from RefSeq and is a predicted model, not a curated record.